AUGCGGUUCACUGCGCUCGCCUGGGGCGUUCUCGGUCUUGUUGGCUUCGCCGUUGGUGAGGCUGGCAACCCAGAAGCGUCUUGUUCAUCCAGCUUGACUAAGAGGUUGACUCGAUCUCACCUGCCCGUGAUCUCAACUCCGACUCGGAGUGUCAAAUCCCACCCGGUCUACGAUCCAUCAACUCGGACCGUCGAGGUGCCCACCGUUACUGGCUUCCAUGUUGGUGACGCUGCCUCUUCGUCCGCAAAGCAGAUCUCUUUGACGUUGCCCAUGACCAGUACUUGCAACGAGGGUUCUACGACACUUGAGCAGUUGCAACAGACGAGUGUUUGCACCGAUGCGAAGACCCAGUCUCUGGACACUCGUCCCUGUGCGGCAAGCUUUUACGUGUAUUACGUCUGCCUCACUACCGCCACUUCCAGCAGCAAGAGCAACGACUUCGGUGGUACUCGCUCCCAGCGCUGGGUUGCUCAGUUCGCUCACGCCACGCCUGCCACUUCCAGCAGCAAGAGCAACGACUUCGGUGGUACUCGCUCCCAGCGCUGGGUUGCUCAAUUCGCUCGCGCCACGCCUGCUGUAGCUGAUCCUAUCGUGGAGCUUCCUGCCGCUGCUCGCGAGGCUCGUUUGGAUGCCAAGUUCGACGCUCGAGCUGCCCGCGAGGCACACCUGGACCCCGAGUUCGACACCCUCCCCGAAGCCGCGCGCGAAGCCCGUCGUGACGCCGGAUUCGCGCCUUCACCCGCCAUCACCCCCGUUCCUCGCGCCGCAAUAAUCUCGCCCCCUCCCUUCCCCAUCUGCACCUUCAACCUCGACAAGGGCGAGUACAUCUGCCCCGAAAAGGCCAAGCGCCAGGCCCUGCCUCUCUGCUCGUUUGAUCUGUCAAAGGGCGAGUAUGUGUGCCCGAAGUCGCUGUGUACGUUUGAUCUAAGCAAGGGCCAGUAUGUGUGUCCAAAGGUUGCGCCGCGGACGGCUAUGCCGGAUGAGCUUGGGAUGGACGAGGUGCCGACCACGAUGAAGACUGUUACAGUCUAG
Messenger RNA from Parastagonospora nodorum SN15, 1032 nucleotides. RefSeq lists its product as hypothetical. Lineage: Eukaryota; Fungi; Ascomycota; Dothideomycetes; Pleosporales; Phaeosphaeriaceae. The transcript has a single exon. The record is from RefSeq and is a predicted model, not a curated record. The coding region runs from base 1 to 1032 and encodes 343 amino acids.